CCUUCCUUCGGUUGCACAUGUUUCCUGGCCCCCCCUGCGUCAACGCGGGGAAAGACGGCGGUCUCUGCCUUGAUUCACGGUCAAUCACCCGAGGACGGAUCUUCCACCCCCCUCCCUCAUCCAACCAAUGGCCCGGCUUCCUUCUCGUCUUCGUCUUCACAUGGAAGAAGCUAACCGCUGUAUUCUCGCCAUGUAGAUGACUCGCAUUAUCUGGCAAGAGAUCAGGGAGAAGAUGAUCCUGCCUUACCUGGACAUUGACCUCAAGUACUACGAUCUCGGUCUGGAGUACCGUGAUGAGACCAACGAUCAGGUCACCAUCGACUCUGCCGAGGCCAUCAAGAAGUAUGGCGUCGGUGUCAAGUGCGCCACCAUCACUCCCGAUGAGGCUCGUGUUGAGGAGUUCAAGCUGAAGAAGAUGUGGCUCUCCCCCAACGGUACCAUCCGUAACAUCCUUGGUGGCACCGUUUUCCGUGAGCCCAUCAUCAUCCCCGCCAUCCCCCGUCUGGUGCCCGGCUGGAACAAGCCCAUCAUCAUCGGCCGUCACGCCUUUGGUGACCAGUACCGUGCCGCCGACCGUGUCAUCCCCGGUGCCGGCAAGCUCGAGCUCGUCUACACCCCCAAGGAUGGCAAGCCCGAGACCGUCGAGGUCUACGACUACCAGGGUGGCGGUGUUGCCAUGACCAUGUACAACACCGACGACUCCAUCCGUGGCUUCGCCCACGCCAGCUUCAAGAUGGCUCUGCUCAAGGGCCUGCCUCUGUACAUGAGCACCAAGAACACCAUCCUCAAGCGCUACGAUGGUCGCUUCAAGGACAUCUUCCAGGAGAUCUUCGAGUCCACCUACCAGAAGGACUUUGACGCCAAGGGCAUCUGGUACGAGCACCGUCUGAUCGACGACAUGGUCGCCCAGAUGGUCAAGAGCGAGGGUGGCUUCAUCAUGGCCCUGAAGAACUACGACGGUGACGUCCAGUCCGAUGUCGUCGCCCAGGGCUUCGGCUCCCUGGGUCUCAUGACCUCCACCCUGACCACCCCCGACGGACAGGCCUUCGAGUCCGAGGCCGCCCACGGUACCGUGACCCGUCACUACCGCGAGCACCAGAAGGGCCGCGAGACCUCCACCAACCCCAUCGCCUCCAUCUUCGCCUGGACUCGCGGUCUGGUGCAGCGUGGCCAGCUCGACGGCACCCCCGAAGUCGUCACCUUCGCCGAGGAGCUCGAGCGCGCCUGUAUCGACGUGGUCAACGAGGAGGGCAUCAUGACCAAGGAUCUGGCCCUCUGCCAGGGCAAGAAGGAGCGGGAGGCCUGGGUGACCACCCGCGAGUACAUGGAGGCCGUCGAGCGCCGUCUCAAGGCCAACCUCAAGUCCCGCCUCUAGAUAUCCCAUUUUGAAUUUUGACCGUUUCCUUUUUUGUUCUUUUUGAAAUACCAAUCGUUGCAUGAUUGUUUCGGAGUCAACGGGGUCGCAUGAGACUACCCUCUUGUACAUUGGUUGCAUGCCUGGGUGUUGAAUCGGUGCUCAUGUUUCCCGCGGGCUCCAAUGUGCCAUGAACCUGUGAUUUGCUAUAGAGUAAUUGGAUUUUUUUGCUUGGC
Aspergillus campestris IBT 28561 is the source of this 1590-nucleotide messenger RNA. RefSeq names its product NADP-dependent isocitrate dehydrogenase. Gene Ontology annotation, molecular function: isocitrate dehydrogenase (NADP+) activity; magnesium ion binding; NAD binding. Bases 197 to 1375 code for a protein of 392 amino acids. The record is from RefSeq and is a predicted model, not a curated record. NCBI's taxonomy places the organism in Eukaryota, Fungi, Ascomycota, Eurotiomycetes, Eurotiales, Aspergillaceae. Gene Ontology annotation, biological process: isocitrate metabolic process. Gene Ontology annotation, cellular component: mitochondrion. The transcript has 7 exons.